AUGCAGAUCAAGAACGUUCUCUUCGCUGCUUCUCUGGCAGCCACUGCCUCUGCUCUCCCCAGCACCAAGUCCAACAACACCUUCGGCCUCGUCGCGAUCCACUCUGGCUCCGGCGUACAGUACUCCAGCUUCAAUGCUGCCAAGAGCAGUAUCUUUGCCGGUCUCAAGUCCCAGGAUGCCAGCUGCGCACGCCCCAAAGAACAAGACGCUACCUUCUACCUGAACGACGGAGCCCUGUAUCUCUAUGAUCAGUCCGCUACUCCUCAGGAGGUCUACGUUGAUCGCUCAGGAAUGGGCCAGGGCAAGAUCGGAUAUACCACAGGUGCUCAGCCCGCACCCAAGAACGCCGAGCGCAAGGGCUGGGCAACCAAGGAUGGCCACCUCCAAUUCGACGGUAACGACUUGAUUGCUUGCCCCAACAGCAUUGAUGGCGCUUGGUCUAUCUGGGCCGACGCUGGCGUUGCCAACCCUGCUGGAAACUCGGACUGCGUUGGCAUUGCUGCUCGAGUCGAGUCGACUUCCAACCCUAACGGUUGCGUCUACACCCAGUAG
Molecule: messenger RNA, 552 nt
Organism: Penicillium longicatenatum
Lineage: Eukaryota; Fungi; Ascomycota; Eurotiomycetes; Eurotiales; Aspergillaceae
Gene: aspf34
Product: cell wall protein PhiA
Exons: 2
Coding region: 1-552 (183 amino acids)
Source: RefSeq, a predicted model, not a curated record